Molecule: messenger RNA, 647 nt
Organism: Ylistrum balloti
Lineage: Eukaryota; Metazoa; Mollusca; Bivalvia; Pectinida; Pectinidae
Product: apolipoprotein D-like
Exons: 5
Coding region: 1-552 (183 amino acids)
Molecular function (GO): pigment binding
Source: RefSeq, a predicted model, not a curated record
AUGAAAGGACCUAUACAGAUAUUGCUCCUCUUUGGGACGGCUGCCCUCCUCCAGGCAGGAUGUCCGACCAUCCCACCGAUGGCUGACUUUAACACCGAGCGGUACGCAGGCACGUGGUACGAGACGGAGAGGUUUGACAAUCCAUUUGAGUGGUAUACAAGAUGUGUGUCUGACACGUACAUUUCACGAGGAGAUGGCAGCUACACUGUCCUCUACAAUAGAAUAGGCACGUGGACGGGAUCGAACCGAACAACAGAAGGUGCCCUAGACAUUGUCGACGACACGCACCCUGGGUAUUUCAUAGCCUCAUUUUCGGGAUGGAUUCCAUCAGGUGACUACUACAUCAUUGAUACCGACUAUGAUGACUAUUCCAUUGUGUACUCGUGCUCCGACAUGUUUGGAAUCACACAAAUCGAACUUGCAUGGAUUAUGUCCCGUGAGAGAAAAAGUUUAACAGGUCGCGAGAGGUCUGGUUUGUACAGGAAGCUAAGAAGGCUUGGGAUUGAUACUUCUCAAUUCAUCGUGUCCGAUCAGACCGGAUGUGACGCAUAAAACUAGCAUGGCCAACAUCACUUCCAUUCUAAUAUCGCAAACCGGUGUGUUUGUCAGGAACAAAACGUACAUACAACAAUAAAUAUAAGAUAAAG